AUCGAGAGAAGAAGAAGAAGUGAUGCACCGGAAGUGAUGGUCACGCUCUUUCUAAUGGAACCAGAUCGCGUCUCGUGGCUUCUCUCGUGUGUUCUCUCGCUACAUCCAUGGUUCUCUCUCGGUGUUCCUGAGGAAGUGUGUGUGCACAGCUGAUCCAUCCAUCGUCUGUGUGUCUGGAUGAACCUCUGACUUUGUGCUCUUUCUUCUGAAGCCUCUAGCUCGGACUCUAGAAGCUAGCUUAGCAUACUAGCUUAGCAUGCUAGCUGGUAACACGCUAGCAACACAGAGUGAGAGAAACGGGAAGUGGUGAUUUAGUAAACACGAGUGUUGUAAUGCUCUCGUUGUUGAAGCAGCGACUCACUGCGGCUGCUGAAGACAUCUUUGUUCUGUUUGAAAGAACGAUAGCAGAGUACGAGGAGGAACUGUCUCGUUCAAAACAGGAGAACGAGAGACACCGGAAACUACUGGACGCUGUUUUACAGCCUCAGCUUCAGAUCCACAGAGCAGACGUCCAGCAGCUGGUGGUGGUUAACGAAGAGGUUCCCCCUGCUCAGCAGGAGUGGAGCUCCAGUCUGGAUCGGGAGGACUCAGAGCCCCCCCCACACAUUAAAGAGGAACAGGAGGAACUCUGGACCAGUCAGGAGGGAGAGCAGCUUCAAGCGCUGGAGGAGGCUGAUAUCACCAAGUCCAUAUUCAAUCCUGUCCCUGUGAAGAGUGAAGAUGAUGAAGAGAAACCUCAGUUCUCUCAGCUUCAUCAAAGACAAACUGAACACCUGGAAACAGAAGCUGAUGGAGAGGACUGUGGAGGACCAGAACCAGCCAGGAACUCAGAUCCAGAGAGACAUUUACAACCAGAGACUGAGGACAACACUGGAGACUCUUUUGAACCUGACACUGAAAACUCUUCUGAACCUGACACUGAAGACAGGGCUGAUUGGAAGAAGACGAGAGAACCAGGUUCAAACUCUCAGAAAAAUAAACAAGACCCUGUCUGUGAUUCAAGACGUAGUGCAGGAGAAAAACCAUUCAGCUGCUCAGUCUGUGAGAGAACUUUUGCACUGAGAGGAAAUGUAAAGCAACACAUGAGAAUCCACACAGGAGAGAAACCAUUCAGCUGCUCAAUUUGUAAGAAAUCUUUUGGACAGAGAGGAGAUUUAAAGAAACACAUGAGAAUCCACACAGGAGAGAAACCAUUCAUCUGCUCAAUUUGUAAGAAAUCUUUUGGACAGAAAGGAGAUUUAAAGAAACACAUGAGAAUCCACACAGGAGAGAAACCAUUCAUCUGCUCAAUUUGUAAGAAAUCUUUUGGACAGAGAGGAGAUUUAAAGAAACACAUGAGAAUCCACACAAUAGAGAAACCAUUCAGCUGCUCAAUUUGUAAGAAAUCUUUUGGACAGAAAGGAGAUUUAAAGAAACACAUGAGAAUCCACACAGGAGAGAAACCAUUCAUCUGCUCAAUUUGUAAGAAAUCUUUUGGACAGAAAGGAGAUUUAAAGAAACACAUGAGAAUCCACACAGGAGAGAAACCAUUCAUCUGCUCAAUUUGUAAGAAAUCUUUUGGACAGAGAGGACAUUUAAAGUACCACAUGAGAAUCCACACAGGAGAGAACUCAUUCAUCUGCUCAAUUUGUAAGAAAUCUUUUGGACAGAAAGGAGAUUUAAAGAAACACAUGAGAAUCCACACAGGAGAGAAACCAUUCAUCUGCUCAAUUUGUAAGAAAUCUUUUGCACAGAGAGGAAAUUUAAAGACACACAUGACAAUCCACACAAUAGAGAAACCAUUCAGCUGCUCAAUUUGUAAGAAAUCUUUUGGACAGAGAGGACAUUUAAAAUACCACAUGAGAAUCCACACAGGAGAAAAACCAUUCAGCUGCAGUGUUUGUGACCAAAGAUUCACCCGGCGAUAUCGGGUAAAACUUCAUAAGUGUGUUGGUCGUCAGUCCUCACAGCUUCAUCAAACUCAAACUGAGGAGAACAGAGAGGCAGAGCCUCCAGCCAGCAUCUCAGCUGAACACCUGGAAACAGAAGCUGAUGGAGAGGACUGUGGAGGACCAGAACCAGCCAGGAACUCCGAUCCAGAGAGACAUUUACAACCAGAGACUGAGGACAACUCUGGAGAUUCUUCUGAACCUGACACUGAAGACAGUGAUUAUUGUUAGGUUCAAACUCUUUAAGUUAGUCCCAGUAAAUGUGUAUAAUGCGAUACCUGCUCGAAAUGUGUUAAAACAUCAUUGCUCUAAGUCAAGUCUGAAUGUGUAUUAAAACAAAUAUUAAGCACAGAAACAAGUCCAUUGUGCUCUAAUGACACCAAAGUAACCAACACUUAUGGCGACACUGACAGAGAACCAGAGCCAGCCAAGAACAUGACUUUAGCUUCUCCUGACCCUGAAAUCAGUGGUGAUUGGAAAGAUCUGUUAUUCCGGUUAAACACUCUAAACCAGUGGUUCUCAACUGGUCAGGCCUUGGGACGCACUUUUUUCCUUUGUCAAUAAAUCGCGACCCGACAUUUGCUUAUUUGCUUUUCAGCAGAAAAAAUCAAUUAAAGUGAAGUACAGUGCAUAUAUCCCUUAUAUCCCUUCACAGAACUAAAGUAUGCUUUUAAAAAAGUUUAAUGAGAUGAUGGAAUCAAAGCUGAACUGUAUAACAUAAAAAGGCACACAUGUUGGAAACCCAACCCCAGCAGGGGGGUCUGGGGGGGAUUCUCCCCCAGGAGAUUUUUUGAACUGCUAACAUAUAAACUACGCAUUCUGGCAGGGCCAUCCCUGGCCAAUUUGUGGCCCCACGCAAAGUUAUAUGAUGAGGCCCUCCGUGUCCCAGCGGCAAAACUGUGCCGCGCUUACACUAAUUGCGCCGCAUAACGGUGCGCUCAGUUGAGGGGCCCCCUCCGCAAGAUGAGGCUCCCUCAGCGAGGUGAGGCCCCACGCAGUCUGCGUGAUCUGCGUGUAGGAAGGGAAGGCCCUGCAUUCUGGUACACUCUGAGAAGAAAAUAAAUAAAUCUAUUAGGCUACUACCCGACAUAUUAAUAAUAUUUGAUGCCAUUGUUUGUGUUUCACUUUGUUCUGAAGCUGAACUUGCUGCUCCUCACAGAGAGAAGAGUAAAGAGGAGAUGGUCUGUGUGAAUUACUUUAAAUUGUGGGUAAGGGUAGAUAGCUCCCAUUGUACUGUGACCUGUCAAUCAUGAAACCGGGGGUCAUAUUUCAUUAUGUGUUCAUUUGUAUCUGAAGUUGUACCCAUGGGUGUAUCUGAGUGUGGGAAAAUAUUACGCCUGAAAGACAGUCUGAAGAGACGUGAGAAUUCACAUGGGAGAAGCCAUUUGGUUGCUCAGUUUGUGACCAAAAACAUAGACAUAAAAACCAAAGUGAAUCUCCCUGCAUCAGCACUUUUCCCAAUAGGCACUUUAUUAAGUAUGCAGAUGAUACGGCCCUGGUCAGCCUCCUCUUUGAUGAGGAAGAGGAGCAUGGGCCUGUCCUUGACUUCUUUAUUAACUGGUGUGAGAAGUCAAACCUGCUUCUAAACACCUCAAAAACAAAGGAGAUGGAAAUUGAUUUUAGAAUAGCACAAUCGCCCAACCCUACUCUUUUAUUAAAUAGUGAGCCCAUUCAAUGUGUCACUGAGUACAAGUAUCUUGGUGUCGUGCUUGACCACAAGCUCAGAUGGGACGUUUGGGCUGAGAAAAUAAAUGCUAAGUCUCAACAAAGAAUGUUUUUUUUACGUAAAUUAUUGUCUUUUAAUGUCGGCAACAGAAUGGUGAAGAUGUUUUAUCAUGCUUUUAUCGAAAGUGUGCUCUCAUUCGGCAUCAUAUGCUGGUUCGGCAACGCAACUGAGGCACAGAAAAAGUCAGUCAGGAGGGCCAUAACAUUGUCCAGUAAAUUGACAGGAAUCUAAUUGGCUAAUAUAGAAUGCUUAUAUAAGGACAGAGUUUUAAAACUGGCACACAAUAUUGUGAGUGACCUGAGGCACCCUCUUGCCUCUUACUUUGAAUUGUUGCCAUCCGGGCGGAGAUAUCGUGCCCCUUAUUUCAAAAAGAACAGAUCUAGGCUGUCUUUCGUCCCACAAGCCAUCAAACUCCUGAACAAAUGAUGGCUAGGACGCACUGUUUACCCAGCUGGUCUGGCCCUGUCCCCCCUAUUUCGCAAAUGAGGGCCUAUAGGCCCCUUGUCAUGUCUGCCGAUAUCUGGUUUUCUUAUGUCUGUUUGUUUUUAUCUGUGUCUAUGUUGUUGUCAGUGAUGUAUUGUCUUAACUUUUUGAAAUGCCUCUGUGAUGUGCUGCAACCCAUUUUCCCCUUGGGGACUAAUAAACGAAUACUACUACUACUUUGAACAAGAAAAAGCAACGGCUGAUCUCUUAUCGUUUAGUUGAUAUCACUAGCUAAUGUGAGUUACAUUUCAUCCUGAUGCUUUUGAAGAAUCGUUGUUAAUAAAGUGAACUCUUUUUGAAAAGGAA
Messenger RNA from Gymnodraco acuticeps, 4443 nucleotides. RefSeq names its product gastrula zinc finger protein XlCGF8.2DB-like. Bases 333 to 2159 code for a protein of 608 amino acids. Gene Ontology annotation, biological process: regulation of transcription by RNA polymerase II. Gene Ontology annotation, molecular function: RNA polymerase II cis-regulatory region sequence-specific DNA binding; DNA-binding transcription factor activity; chromatin insulator sequence binding. The record is from RefSeq and is a predicted model, not a curated record. The transcript is spliced from 2 exons. NCBI's taxonomy places the organism in Eukaryota, Metazoa, Chordata, Actinopteri, Perciformes, Bathydraconidae. Gene Ontology annotation, cellular component: chromosome.